Dioscorea cayenensis subsp. rotundata (Guinea yam) is the source of this 1111-nucleotide messenger RNA. RefSeq lists its product as uncharacterized. The coding region runs from base 133 to 921 and encodes 262 amino acids. Lineage: Eukaryota; Viridiplantae; Streptophyta; Magnoliopsida; Dioscoreales; Dioscoreaceae. The record is from RefSeq and is a predicted model, not a curated record. The transcript has 6 exons.
GCAAGGUCGAAGAAGCCGCAAUUCCAGUCUCGUACGCUGCGGUAAUACUUCCUUUUGGGAUCCUCUCCUGCCUCCUCAUCGGCGCCCCAAUUUCUAGGGUUUCCUGCAAUCUUGAAGAAUCGAGAAGGAUUCAUGGUGGGACACGGUCAUGCGGUGCCGUUGGAGGUGGUGGGCACGGUGCUGGAGAUGGCUGACAUGGCUUGGACCGCCCUGGAGCACCGUCGCGAGCGGCAGCACGAGGCCGCCGAGGACCAGGAGUUGGCGCAGCUGCGAGCUGAGAACCUUCGUCUGAGAGGGCUUUUGGAGGAGAAUCUCACUCUUCUUCAAGGCCUCUGCCAGGCUCCAUCCAUCUCUCGGGAUUGUCCUCCUGAUCUAUAUUCACGGCUUGUAGCUGUAGUGGAUUCUCCAGACUUCCAUUCUAAACUGGAAUCACUUCAUGAGGAAUCAUUGAAUGCAAAAGGUGGCAGCUUCCCAUUUCGAGAAGCCUCAGGUGCAGAUUUGAAGGCGAUGGAAGUACUAAUUAAUGUUGGUCAUGAUGAACCUAGUUGGUGGGUGUGGGUUACAAACGAUAUGGUUCCAAAUAAUUUGGAAGAAGUGAGCGAGAUAGAUAAAGAAAAUUAUGUGAUUGUUAGUGAAGAUAGUGUGGUUGAUGGCAUUGCUAAUUUCAUGGCUAGAUGCAUCAUUUCUAAUCCCAAAUCUCAGAGGUUGACGCCAGAGGAAUUACAAAGAACAAUAACAAGGGCCUUGGGCGGUGUUAAUGAUCGCAGCAUGUUGAGAAGAGUGUGGGAGGCUGCGACAAUCCUUUAUACCUUGUCUACUUGGGGCUUAGCUUUGUAUGGAUUAUACAGGCACCGGGCAGUGUUAAAAGUUGCGGCAAGGGGUGUGGCUGCAUCGGGCAAAUUCGUCAUGAAAGCUCUGUAAACAGGUUUAAUUCCUCUUGUCAAAACAUUGUAAAUAUUGUUCAUGUGGAUUGUUGUUUAUUGUUUCAGCUGGAAGAUGAUUUCCAUGUUUCAAGUGUUUAAGCCUGUGCCAAUGUUUCCAAUGGAUAUAAGUGACUUUAUUGUGAAUUAUUAUAACAUAACCGGAGGCUUGGAAUUACAUUAUGAUUUAA